CUCCAUUGCUUCCUUCCAUAACGCAACCCAUCUCAUGAUAUUUGGCCAUCAUUUUUGACACCUUCCAUUCCAUCGCUCUUCCCUCUCACGCCAAGAUCCAAAAUCUGCAAAUCAAUCCCAGUUUCAUUUCUCCAAAUGAUUCAGCUAUUGUUCACGCUGAUUGCAUCGGAGAUGCUUCUCAUACUGCUCUUCUCCUUCAAGACCCCUCUCAGGAAGCUUGUCAUAUUGGCCGUCGAUCGGAUGAAGCGCGGACGCGGUCCCAUUAUGGUGAAAACCGUCGCCGGAACUGUUCUUAUAGUUCUCCUUUCCAGUCUUAACAGUAUGGUUACGAUCCAGAAACGUUGGGUUGAUGACGGUGCCGUCACCCCCACCGAUCAGGUUCUCAUGGUCAGACACCUUCUCGAGGCCACGCUCAUGGGGGGGUCUCUAUUCCUGGCACUUAUGAUUGAUAGAUUACAUCAUUACAUGAGAGAGUUGCAUAUACGAAGAAAAGGCAUGGAAGUCAUAAAAAAGCAGAGCAGAGCGAUGGAGGAAGGGAAAGUUAGCAGCAAGUCAGAGGAGAUCAAAGCAUUGGAAGAAGAGAGAACCAACCUGCAGACCAAACUCAAACACUUGGAAUUGGAACUUGAGUCGAAGGCAAAAGAUGUAAGUGCUUCAGAAGCCAAUGUAGUUGCUCUAAGGAAGCAAUCUGAAGGAUUAUUGCUUGAGUAUGACCGUUUAGUUGAGGAAAACCAGAACCUUCGUAGCCAAUUGCAAUCCGUGGAUCGCAGAUUGUCUCGGUCGGGCAGCAAGAAGAACUCUUAAGGAACUGAAUCUCACUUCUUCAAGUACAAAGGUAAAGCACUGAAACAAGAAUGGAUUCUCACUCAAAACUGAAAAGAAUUGUGAUAAAUUUCAUGUUUAUUAUAGAGAAUAUCUUCGCUUCUG
Cucurbita moschata (crookneck pumpkin) is the source of this 927-nucleotide messenger RNA. RefSeq names its product B-cell receptor-associated protein 31-like. The transcript is spliced from 2 exons. Gene Ontology annotation, cellular component: endoplasmic reticulum; endoplasmic reticulum membrane. Gene Ontology annotation, biological process: endoplasmic reticulum to Golgi vesicle-mediated transport; intracellular protein transport. NCBI's taxonomy places the organism in Eukaryota, Viridiplantae, Streptophyta, Magnoliopsida, Cucurbitales, Cucurbitaceae. The coding region runs from base 136 to 804 and encodes 222 amino acids. The record is from RefSeq and is a predicted model, not a curated record.